Molecule: messenger RNA, 954 nt
Organism: Cyclopterus lumpus (lumpfish)
Lineage: Eukaryota; Metazoa; Chordata; Actinopteri; Perciformes; Cyclopteridae
Gene: fgl1
Product: fibrinogen-like 1
Exons: 7
Coding region: 1-954 (317 amino acids)
Biological process (GO): regulation of immune response; negative regulation of T cell activation
Source: RefSeq, a predicted model, not a curated record
AUGGGAGGCUCGCGGCUGCUGCUCACAGGACUGAUGGUCAUCGCAGCUUGCUCUCAAUCUCUCUGUGCGUCAGGCAGUUGCAGUGAGGAGGUGGCUCGUCUGCGGGAACAGGAGACGCUUCUGAAGGGCCGGCUUCAGAAACAAGAGGUCCUCCUACACAGACUGCAACUGCUGAGCCAACCGGGCACCGAGGACAGACCCGGCCAGAGCCAGGACAACGAGUCCACAGACUGCUCCCAGCUCUUCACUUCUGGCUCCAAAUCCAGCGGUUUCUACACAAUCAAACCCCACGGCAGCCCUCAGCCAGUCAGAGUCUACUGUGACAUGAGUGAUGGAGGUGGUUGGACCGUCAUUCAGAGACGGAUCGACGGGACGCAGAGGUUUAACAGGUCGUGGGCAGAGUAUAAAGAUGGUUUUGGAGACAUGGAUGCAGAGUUUUGGCUCGGAAAUGACAACCUGCAUUACAUCACAACACAAGGGAACUAUUCUCUGAGGAUUAACCUGGGAGACUUUGAUGGUUACCAGGGCUACGCCGAGUACAAUAACUUCAAAGUGGCCAAUGAAAAGGAUCACUACCGACUUACCUUUGGAACCUAUGUCGGCACAGUUGGAGAUGCUCUGUCUGGAAGAUAUGAGGUUGGCGUGUUAGAGUGGGCCAGUCACCAGGGCGUCCAAUUCAGCACCUACGACCAGGAUAACGACAACCACAAAGGAAACUGUGCAAAGGAAGACAAAGGAGGCUGGUGGUUCAACAAGUGUCACUCAGCCCAUCUUAAUGGCAUGUACUACCCCAAUGGGUACUACAGUGCAUUGACGGAUGACGGUGUAGUUUGGUACACUUGGAGAGGAUGGUGGUACUCCCUGAAGACAAGCGUCAUGAAGCUGCGACCGACCGACUUCAAAAUGGAUCCCGUUGACGACCCCAACGCUGUCCCUCGCAGACCAGCUUCCUAG